This is a messenger RNA of Trichobilharzia szidati, 474 nucleotides long. Lineage: Eukaryota; Metazoa; Platyhelminthes; Trematoda; Strigeidida; Schistosomatidae. The record is from the annotation of a GenBank genome assembly.
AUGGCGGGUGAAUUUGAUCAAGAGUUCAAUGAAGAAUGUAUUGUUGAACAUAAUCGUCUACGGGCUUUACAUGGAUGUCCAGACUUAAUACUCGACGAAGAAUUAGCCGUGGAUGCACAAAGAUAUGCAGAAUACUUGGCCAGUAUCAGUGAACUUGAACACUGUACAGAUACAGAUGCAGGAGAGAAUUUAGCCUUCUACACAUGUAAUACUAGUGCUGAGAAAAGAGAUUUUACAGGUGUUGACGCCACAAAGACAUGGUAUCAAGAAAUAGAAGAAUACGAUUUCAAUAAAGAAAAUCAAUUUUCUUGUGGACAUUUUACACAAGUCAUCUGGAAAUCGACAUUACGAGCUGGAUUCGGUAGAGCAUUUUCAAAGGAUCAUCGAAGUAUCUAUGUUGUUGGUCGAUAUGAUCCACCUGGAAAUUAUUCUUUAGAGUUUGGAAAAAAUGUUCCACCAUUAGUUCAUUGUUAA